Messenger RNA from Clonostachys solani, 1839 nucleotides. The record is from the annotation of a GenBank genome assembly. NCBI's taxonomy places the organism in Eukaryota, Fungi, Ascomycota, Sordariomycetes, Hypocreales, Bionectriaceae.
AUGACAGCACUACAAUAUUCUACACUAGGUGUGGGCAAUGCCGAGAUAAGACUCCUUGACAUUGCCCCUGGGGACGGCGACGAGGAGAUAUGCUGCUCCCUUAGUGUGGUGUCUCUCAAUAGCCAUCCGCAAUUCGAGGCUUUAUCGUACGUUUGGGGGGACGAUUCAAUCAAGAAAGAUGUCACAGUAGACGGGUCUUACCACCCUGUUACCGUCAAUCUCGAGUCAGCGCUCCGCGAUUUACGAUCCCCGUCAAAGAGAAGAACGAUGUGGGUGGAUGCGAUUUGCAUCAACCAGGUGGACCUUACUGAAAAAAACCAUCAGAUCCCUCUAAUGGGAGAUAUCUACCGAAAGGCAUCCGGAGUUGUUGCUUACUUGGGGCAUUCAAACCCGCACUUGGAGCAGUUUUUAGACUGGUCACAAGCGUAUUCUCGCAAAUGGCCAUUGCUCAGCUCCAGGCGCUGGAUAAGGAUGACAUUGCGAUCUUGGAGCCCACAGAAAGGUGUGAGAGAAAAGGACAUAUUGAGCCUGGAAACAUUCUUGGGUUUGUUUGAAUUCGCCUCCCAUCCAUAUUUCAGCAGGAUGUGGACUUUUCAGGAGUUUCUCCUGCCAAGUCGCAGGCCAAUAUUGGCUUUGGGAAAGAAGUCAUUCCAGAUCGAUCACAUUUCCACCCAAACUUGGAAGAGUCUGCACGACAGACACUUCAAGAUGGCAAGCAAGGCGAGGGGGCGGCUAUUGAGAGCACGAGGAAUUGAACCUGAGGCCCAAGAAUUACUGCAUCUUUGUCAGGCAAGAUUCGCACAGGUCAUAAGGGAUUUUGAUCUGACCCCCAACCUGGUUUACAUGGGGCAUAUGUGGGCAAGACCGUUCAAAUUUGACUUGUCGAAAUUAUUUAUCAUGACUAUUCAUCGGAAAUGCCUCGAACCUCGGGAUAAGAUCUUUGCGCUUCACCCGUUUAUCCAGGAACUGGUCCCUGAAAUUUGUGCACCAGACUACAGCAAGUCUCCGGAUAAGGUUCUUUUGGAAACGCUUUCGAAAUUUCAUCAAUCUAGCCCCUUUCGUACACAGGUCUUCAUGAACUAUUGGCCAAUCCGUGCUUCUGGUGUGGAAGAUGCGUCAUUCCCUUCAUGGCUUCCAGACAUCACUGCGACAGGUUUUCCGUUUAUCAUGGACCAAGGACUUGAAUCGACCACGUUGCGAAUCUCUGAAGAUUUCCUUAUCUUAACUUUAGGAGCUUGUUUCAUUGGAAAAUGUCGUCCACCUCUCAUUAGAUUAGGUACCGACCCUGAGGAAAUUGUACGACGCAUUGCUGGACUCAUGUAUUCCGAUGGAGAAGAUCUACACUCCCUCGCAGGCUCGAAAAUUAGAAUGAGAAGGAAGAAACAUGAUCCUGAACGGAUAUUCAACGCAUUAUGGACAUGGAUCCCCCUUGGGCAAAGUCGAAAGGAUCUCCGACUGAUACUUUCCAUUUGCAGCACUAUCGCACAAUACAAGAGCAUCAGGAAGCUUGACGAUAUUCCGUUCACCGCAGAGCAGAGCAAGAAGCUUCACAUUCUCACAUUUGCAGCGAAGGUUUUUGCCAACAAAGCCUUUUUUUGGACGGACACGGGGCUAUUCGGAACCUGUUCGGAGAGGCUGCAAGAGGGUGACACAAUAGUGAUCACAUCUGAAUUUCGACGUCCCAUUGCAGUUCGCACACGCCUUGAUCCCUCAGGUGGACCUAAUCACUAUUAUAUGGUUGAUUGGGCCUAUGUUGAUGGGCUCGAAGGCACGACCAUGGAUGCGCAACUUAUGAACGAGAUCCAAGAAACGCCUUUGAGCGACAUCUACAUUCACUAA